AUGUUCCGUGUGGGCUCUGGAGGUUUGGUAAGGGCUCUGGAUGGCAACUGCGAACGGCUGAAAAUGAUGGUGGAGCGUUCCCUGGAGCAAAACAACCUGGAAACGGCAGAGUUUCAGGCAGAGCUUCUGUGCAGCGAAGUGCAGAGAUUGGAGGGCGCAGAACGCGAAUUUGUCGGUGCGGCGUAUCUCUACGGUCUGGUUUUGUAUCUCAAAGGUGAGUAUAAGAGUGCACAAGCAGUGGUCAGGCUGUAUCGGGCAGAAAACAUGCUCUGUGCGUAUAUGCUGGCUCGCUGCGCAUUGAAACUCGACAGACCGGCCUGGGAUGAAGCUGCACGCAGCUUGGAGUUGCUUUUGGACAUCUCUGCGUUCCAAAAUACAGAGUCCCACUACGGUGCACCGGACGAAGCCACCGUCCACUGCGUUCUGGGCCAUCUAUACUGCAAAAUGGGAAAGCUAAAGGAAAGCAGUGCAGCACAUUCACACGCUCUAGAGCUCGAUCCCUAUCUGUGGGAGUCUUUUAAGGCCCUGUGUGACAUGAGAGCUUCCGUCAAGGUCGGCCAGCUUUACAAAAAGUCUUGCGACUCUUCUAAAAACGCUCAGUUACACACCAGAAAAAGAGGAGGCGUUGCCACCAAACCCCUCACGCCUUUCAGAAUUCCUGGAUUCGACCCGAAAAAAAGAGCUCAGCAUGUCCCACUGUCGAACCCGAAGCAAAGAAUUGGCGCGCCCUCCAGCUCGCUUCUCAAACCCAUCAAUGGCGCUGGCGCCGCAAAACCGCAUUCCACAUUCCCCAAACCAAGACUUAUAGCAACUCCACCUUCCAAGUCAUCUGCUCACGAAAAAUCUGUGACUCCGGAGGGUGCUGCCAGUGCCGCUAAGUCAAACAAACCAGCACCACUUAAUAGUGGGCCGGGAUCGACCUUUGCAUCGGAGCUCGACGCCCAGUUUUAUGCGCUUGCCAAAUCGUACAAGGCAGCUUCAAGAUUUGACUGCUAUAAGGCUAUACGGAUCUUGAACGAAGAGCUUCCACGUCAUAUCCUGACAGGAAUGCCAUGGGUUCUCGCUCUUUUGGGUAAACUGCAUUUCGAGAUGGUGAAUUAUGAGAUGUCCAAGAAAUACUUUAUGGCUUUAAGAGAUCUUCAACCGUCUAGGGUCUCAGACAUGGAAAUUUACUCGACCCUAUUGUGGCAUCUUAAUGAUUCAACCGGGUUAUCCUACUUAUGUCAUGAACUUUUGGAGGUUAAUCGCAUGGCACCAGAAACGUGGUGUUGUAUAGGAAAUCUUUUCUCGUUGCAGAAGGAUCAUGAAGAAUCUACGAAAGCUUUUCAGAGAACUACGCAAAUCGACCCACAAUUCACGUAUGCAUACACUUUACAAGGUCAUGAAUUUUCUAGUAACGAUGCCUUUGACACGGCGAUGACUUGUUAUCGUAAAGCGCUCGCCUCAAACCCUCAACACUACAAUGCAUUCUAUGGUCUGGGAAUGUGUUGUCUAAAGCUGGGACAGUACGAAGAGUGCUUCCUUCAUUUCGAAAAAGCUAGAAGCAUCAAUCCCGUUAACGUCAUUUUGAUUUGUUGCUGUGGUGUAGCUCUCGAGAAGCUGUCUCAUCGUGAGAAGGCCCUUCAGUACUAUGAUCUAGCCUGUGAAUUACAACCUAUGUCGUCGCUUGCUCUGUUUAAAAGAGCGCAACUACUUCUCUCCAUGGGCAAAUACAAUCUUGCUCUUGAUAACUUUGAGCGGCUGGUAGUAAUUGCGCCAGAUGAGGCCACAAUUCACUUUCUACUGGGUCAACUCUAUCAAAUAAUGGGUAGAAAGCAAGAUGCAGUGAAACAAUUGACAAUUGCAAUGAAUCUGGAUCCCAAGGGUAGUCAACUCAUCCAGACAGCCUUGGAGAAAUGUCACUUGAUGGACUGA
Lachancea meyersii CBS 8951 is the source of this 1914-nucleotide messenger RNA. The record is from the annotation of a GenBank genome assembly. NCBI's taxonomy places the organism in Eukaryota, Fungi, Ascomycota, Saccharomycetes, Saccharomycetales, Saccharomycetaceae.